AUGGCCUGCACGUCAGUUUCCAUCAUUCCACUGACCUAUUUGGGAAAUUCUGUGUUGAAACAAACACCGGACGAUCAGUUGACUACAAUUUAUGAACUAUUGUUUACUUACUACCUCGAUUUCUUGCACAAGACGGCUGCAAGAGAAAAACAACUCCGGACAUACGCGGAUGUCAUGUCGGACGCUUACUCGACUGUUGUCUUGGCAGUUGGAGGAGGCCAACUAGUACUACGGUUCAUCGGGACUGAAAAAUGUGGGGAACAGACUUUCAGAAAACACCUGGAGAAAACGUUUACCUCCGAAGAGUUAGUAUAUUUCAACUGCUACAGUCUGGAAGUUGUCAUUCAAGAGGGGCGUGGAAAGAAAAAGUGCUUCGCCUACUUUCGCCGUGCCAUCGACACAAGGCGAUGUGUUCCAGAAGACGCAUUGUUGCGACUGGACGAUUCACUAAGCGUGUGGUUACUUCGAAACAGACAUGUGCCUCGGCCACCGUUGAUUUAUUUCAUCGUGUUCAACAAGAUAUUCGAGAGCACUCUGAUAUGUCAUGCAUUUCUUGCAGGUGAUUUACAAUUGGGCCUUCAGGCAUUACGAUUGCUUGCUGAAUUGCGCCGCAGCGUUUUUCGUCACAUAUCUGGAGCCGAUGACUUGGAUGUUCCCACUGUCACAUGCAAAUACUGUGAGAACGUGCGGAUUCCUGGCUGUGAAGCAUGCGUUCACCUGCAUCCAGUGAGUCGUACUCGUGCCCGAUCAAGCGAUUCACGUUUGUGUCAUUCUACCACGACUACUUGCGCAAAUUGUCUGUCACGGAAUGUUCAUAAGCAUCAGGAUUGCGCGACUAGUGUCGCCUUGUGUCACCACCCCAUGUACCUGUGUCAUUUGAACGAUGUGUCUUGGUGCGCGUUACACGACAAUAAUUAUCGGUGCGCGUUCUGCGAACACCUGUUUUCGGAACCAAGUACAUCGGAUACGGAAGAUCAGCGCAAAAAGAAAUUACAAAUGAAAUUAGGUAGGGAGGCAGCGGAUUAUUACCGAAGACGUCGAAGACAAUUUCAUAGUGCACACACAGGUCGCGGAAAAACUGAAACGGACUUAGCAGCUCCGUCCCUACUGACCUCUAGUCUUCAGCGAACAUCCACACCUGAUUUGGUAAUGAAAAAAGACCCAAUUUCAACAAGUUAUACUGCAAACAAAGUAAAAAAUGUCAGUAGCUCACUGGCUAUCACGAAUUCGAAAACCAAGGAAACUGAGACUUCGCAUCCUUUCGGUGCGUCAAGCCGGCGCCGUCCAACCAGAUCAGCGGAGGGUAGAUCGGUGAGCUCGUUUCAAAACACUUCGUUAGCCAUGCUACCGUGAUGCAACUGCAUAUUCUCCUUUUAGCUGCAAC
Dicrocoelium dendriticum is the source of this 1384-nucleotide messenger RNA. The record is from the annotation of a GenBank genome assembly. Lineage: Eukaryota; Metazoa; Platyhelminthes; Trematoda; Plagiorchiida; Dicrocoeliidae.